AUGCACACGUUUGGGGGGGGAGGACCAGCGCAACAGACCCCAGCAGAGACGACCGCGGGUCCGCCAGAAGGCCCAGGACCGCCAGAAGGCGGGACGACCGGAUCAGCUACCGGUCAGAAAGAGCCGUUCACCUGGCCCCUCGGUGAUCAUCUUACCGAAGACCAGAAGACUCAGCUGAGAGAGCUGCUGGACGAGCACAUUGAUAUUUUUGCGUUCGACAUGAACGGCAUGGGCCAGAUUAGGAACGAGACGUUCCGAAUUCCGGUCACAGAUGACACUCCAAUUUUCCGGCGCCAGUAUCGGCUUGCCGAAGCGGAGAAAGAAAUCCUGAAGGAGCAGGUCGAGGAGCGACUUGCGGCCGGAUUCAUCCGACCGUCGAUGUCCCAGUGGGCGUCCCCCGUGACAAUGCCCCCGAAGAAAGACGAAUUCGGGAAUUGGACCGCGAAGCGUCCCUGCGGUGACUACCGCGCGCUGAACAAAAUCAGCGUGACGGAUCACUACCAGCUGCCGACCCCUGAGGAGAUCUUU
Messenger RNA from Klebsormidium nitens, 528 nucleotides. The record is from the annotation of a GenBank genome assembly. NCBI's taxonomy places the organism in Eukaryota, Viridiplantae, Streptophyta, Klebsormidiophyceae, Klebsormidiales, Klebsormidiaceae.